UUUCGGCGCGAGUUGGAAUUUUGGAAGAUAAGUGCGUCAUAUAUGCCGACAUGCUGUGCAUACAGAUACCAUGGUCAUUUUGAGGAACUGGAGACGCAUGAAAAAUUUAAGAUGCAUUCUGGGAAAAGGGAAACUUCUCAGGUGGAACCACUUCUUUCAGAGAAGAAAUCACGCUGGACAACGCUGAGAGGUCGUGUUUGGAGCAUCAUUGAUUACAAGGUGCCUUCAAUAGCAGCUAAGUUGUAUAUGGCCCUGAUAUUUCUAAUGGUCCUCCUGUGCGUAUUCACACAAGCCCUCAGUACCAUGCCUGAGUUCCAGAGAGCUCUGACAAAAUUUAUCCACAUCGACAUGCAACACCGGCACACUUAUGGUUUGGUAAAGUUCUUGAAUUACUUCCAAAUCUUCCGAACAUUACGGAUGAUCCGCCUUGUCAGCAAUCUACGAGCCUCGCGAGUUCUGGUAUUUUCAAUUCGACAGAAUAUCAAAGACAUGAUGUUACUUGGACUAUUGCUAACGGUUGCUGUCAGUGUUACAGGUCACUUAAUAUACUUCAUGGAGGACCCCGAAACAAUUGGUUCAGUUCCUAAUGCUUGGUACUGGGCUGUUAUUACUCUUACUACAGUCGGGUAUGGAGACAUAUCUCCUGUAACAUGUCUUGGUAAGAUUCUCGCCUCCUUAAUGGCAAUAUCUGGAGUGCUACUGUUGGCCGUUACUGUGCCUACAUUUGUUAACAACUUUCUUACACUGUAUCAAUACGCCUGUCUGGAUGACUAUAUUGGAAGUAAGCUGUCUGCUGAACAAGGUCCUGAACAAAUCAACAGUCAGGUGGUCCGUAAAACGCUGACUAAGGACAAAUCCACAAUAAAUGAUAACCAGUAGCCAAUUGUACUUGAAAGUGUUGAAGUGCUGUAGGCGCCACACGCCAGACUUUACUUUUUGACAAUUCUGUUUACAGGCAAUAACAAUUGACUCCGAAAAAUAUUUUGUAUGGCCCAAAUCUGUAACCGAUAAGUGCCUGUCAUAACCUAUAAUAAUAGAGCAGGUAAUGUAAUUUAAUGAAUUUUUAAUACAAUUUUCUAGUUUCAUAACAACUGGUAUACAUAUAUGAAUUAGGAUAUAUGAACAUUGAUUUCGGCAAGUUUUUUGCUGGCGAGAAGUUAGUAAGAUUAACACCCGAUAUCGGCUAGCGACGAUUUGACUAUUUGUUGAAGAUAUGUUUGGCAGGGUCUUUCAGUCAACACAUUUAAUUUUUUCUUCGUAUUUAUCUAUUGUAUCCUAUUCCUCUCGCCUUUUCACAAAGAUUCAAUAAAGACUGUUUGGCUCGCUUUGAAUUUCACUUUAACGUAACAAUCUUAUGAACUUAUUUUAAUUGAGUAGUCUUUUAAUACGCACUUAUUUAACCGCUUAACACCAUAAGUUCCAUUUUUUACUCCGGCGCAUUUACUCUUUUAACAUGUCAUGUCAAAAGGUAGAUAUGAAGAUAUCCAAUUUCGAUCUUGGGUGAUAGAGCUUACGGCCUUCUGCCUAAAAACUGGAUAACUUAUCCAGUGGUUAUCUUUUCGAUAGCCCAAAACAUGCAGUUGUAUAUAUAGAUCAACAGUGUUUACUGGAUUAACAUUGACCAAUCAAUAAACUUUUUUGCUUAUUUAAAUCAAACCAAAAAAUAACCAGCUUUAAACAAUUGGCUGCAAAAGGUUCAAUAUGAUCAUGUGGAACCAUUUAAAAUACAUAUCUCAGGGCAGACUGAGUAAUUAGACCUUUAACCUAUUAAUACAAGAAUACAUAAAACAUGCAACAGCCGAUAGGUAUACUUGAGGCACCUAUCCUCUGGUUUUAACUGAUGACAUUCUUUAAUUUUGUCUGAUCUUUUCCCAACGCGCUUAAAAAUGGUGAAUAUGGUUACAGGAGCCAUUAAUAUUGCAUCUAACUUCAACAAGGCUUGUCAUUCUAAGCUUUAACCAGACAUUGCGAUUUAUUUAAUUUAAUUUCAAACACGAUUUUGCAAAUUUCUUGGUCGAUAAAUCUAAGUCAUGCUUAUUGGUUAUAUCGAUCAAACUAACUACUCUAGUGUUUAUAGAAACGGGAAGGUAAUUCGAAUGUAUCUUUCUCCCCUCAGAUUUUUCAGUGUCGGCCCAUUCCCUCUCAAUGAAGGUCAAUAAUACUACUAAUGAUACCACUACCACUACCACUACCACUACCACUACCACUACUACUACUACUACUACUACUACUACUACUACUAAUAAUAAUAAUAAUAAUAGUAAUACUGCUAUUGCUACUGUUACUAUUUCUAUUAAUGAUACUACGAAACGGCAAGAUCUCAAACAUGGUCUGGCUACAAUGAUAGACCUUUAUUUAGAAAUUAAACCGUAUCUUUAAUAUAAAAACUAUUCUGAGAUUUAUAUCGAUAAACAUGUAUUCAAUGCAUAAUUAAUUCAUUUACUUCUACAAUGUAGUUUUGGACAACUUAAUGUUCAACCAAAUGAACGUUUAGAUUGAAUUUCUACAUCUUAAAUAAACACAAAACACAAAACAUAAAAAUCGGCACAAAUAAAAAUAUAUAUUUAAGUAUAACUUGUGUCUGAUGAAUCGAUUUGUAAACCGAGAUCUGUGCACUUUAAUUAAAGUUUAUCCAAUUUUUUGUUUACAAUAUUCCUAUGCAUUAAAUGUAACUUCUUUUUUACUUAUUAAAACUCAGAAAAAAUCAUUACAUUUAACAUGCAGUUUUAUUUUAAAAAUAAUGGUCUAUCACUGUGUUCCAGUAUUCAUACCUUGUACUCUCAAUAUGUAUGCAAUCUAGCCUGGCCUUGCCCGGCCCGGUCCGGCCCGACACAAAAUGCAGGCCAAGCCAGGCCAGGCUAGAUUGCAUACAUAUUGAGUGCACAAGCUCAUUUGAGAGAGGUUAGCAUCUGAAUCGUUUGCUUAGAAAUAUUUUAUACGACAUAUUUAACAUAUUUUCAU
This is a messenger RNA of Mya arenaria, 2961 nucleotides long. RefSeq names its product potassium voltage-gated channel subfamily B member 1-like. Lineage: Eukaryota; Metazoa; Mollusca; Bivalvia; Myida; Myidae. Gene Ontology annotation, molecular function: voltage-gated potassium channel activity. Gene Ontology annotation, biological process: potassium ion transmembrane transport. The record is from RefSeq and is a predicted model, not a curated record. The transcript has 4 exons. Gene Ontology annotation, cellular component: membrane; voltage-gated potassium channel complex. Bases 43 to 879 code for a protein of 278 amino acids.